Mercurialis annua (annual mercury) is the source of this 1463-nucleotide messenger RNA. Its product is annotated as GATA transcription factor 21. Gene Ontology annotation, biological process: regulation of DNA-templated transcription. Gene Ontology annotation, molecular function: sequence-specific DNA binding; zinc ion binding. The coding region runs from base 268 to 1209 and encodes 313 amino acids. NCBI's taxonomy places the organism in Eukaryota, Viridiplantae, Streptophyta, Magnoliopsida, Malpighiales, Euphorbiaceae. The record is from RefSeq and is a predicted model, not a curated record. The transcript is spliced from 3 exons.
GUUAUGCAGAUAGGGCAGUGUGAUAUAUGAGAGGCUGUGCAGUAGCAGUCCACACUUCUCCUCUUUGUUUGUCUCUUUUAACUUGUUUUGUUUCGACAUCGGUCAGAUGUCGUCAAGUCACGUGAAUCUCUUAUUAUAUAUUUAUACGCUUCUAAUUAUAGUCUUCUCUGCCUCCGCCUGCGCCUCUCUCUCUUCUGUAUUUUCCUGAAACAAAACCUUCCGUUUCCAUUUUUGCAGGCUCCACUUUUGCUGGACGUACUGCACUCGAUGACUUCUGCUAAUUAUCAUUCCACUUUUACUAUAGAUCUUAAUGAAGAUCAGCCCCAUCAACUCAUAUUUUACUCCAAAGCUCCUACUGAAGAUGCUUCUUCAUCUUCUUCCAUGUCUUACCCUAAUUUUCUUAACCCUAAUUCUCAUCUUCAAGAACCUCCUGCACACUGUUACCAUCAGCCUUUACCCCAUCACGAACAGGUUUUGCAUCAUGGAUCAUGGGAUGAUCAUCAACCAGCAGUGGACCAGAACACACAUGGUGAAAACUUGACUGCAGUUUGCAAGAAAGACGACGAUGAUCAAAGAGAAAAAAUUUGUGUUAAGUGGAUGUCUUCAAAGAUGAGGUUGAUGAGGAAGAUGAUGCGAUCGGACGAUCAAACGGCUGGCAAUAACAAUAAUAAUAGAGCAGAGAUUUCUAUGCACAAGUCUGAAGAUGCAAAGGGACGUUUGUAUUUGUCAGCUUUACAAGAAGAUAACAACAACACUAGCAACUCAAUUAGGGUUUGUACUGAUUGUAACACUACCAAAACCCCUCUUUGGAGGAGUGGACCAGGAGGCCCUAAGUCGCUUUGCAACGCUUGCGGAAUUCGACAAAGAAAGGCAAGGCGAGCCUUGGCUGCAGCUCAAGCAAAUGCAAAUGGCACAAUUUUGAGUGCUGGCACAGUUUCAAUGAAGAAUAGUAAUGAUAAGGUGAAGAAAAACAAAAAUAAAGAAAAAAAGACGAACAACAACAACAACAACAACAGUCAUCUUCCAUUCAAGAAACGGUGCAAAUUUACAUCUCAAUCUCGAGCAAACCGAAAAAAUAAGCUUUGUUUCGAGGACUUAUCGUCAACAAUCUUGAGUAAGAAUUCGGCUUUUCAACAACUUUUCCCUCAAGAUGAGAAAGAAGCUGCCAUUCUAUUGAUGGCUUUAUCUUAUGGCUUAGUUCAUGGCUGAUUAGUUUUUGCACUAAUGAUAUUUAUUAAUUUCUUUUGAUUAGUUAUAUAAGUUAUUUUAGAGUGAGCUUAAUUAUUAGCUAGAAUGAAUAUUUUGUGUGAGAGAAUAUUGUUUGAUUAGUGUGAGGAAAAUUUAAAAUUAAUUAGAGUGGAUUAGGGCAUGUUGAUAACCAAAUAAUGGAUCACUUGUUCGUCUACAUUGAUUAUGUUGUGUCGUAUCAAGCUUAAUAAAACUAUGUCCAAGGUUUUUGUUUC